Molecule: messenger RNA, 3663 nt
Organism: Stegostoma tigrinum
Lineage: Eukaryota; Metazoa; Chordata; Chondrichthyes; Orectolobiformes; Stegostomatidae
Product: BTB/POZ domain-containing protein 19-like
Exons: 8
Coding region: 106-999 (297 amino acids)
Molecular function (GO): protein binding
Source: RefSeq, a predicted model, not a curated record
UCCUCUUCUUCACUCCCAUUCUUUCAAAUUUCUUCUCUCUCUGGCUGACUGUGUAAGGGACUCACCCCAGACUAAAGUCGCCCCCAGCUCCUCCUGCGACCUGCCAUGUCGAACUCUUGCCACUCUGCUUAUCUACGGGGGAGUCUCGGCUCCUUCGCCGCCGACAUGAAGAGAAUGAUCAACGCGCCGCAGAUGAGUGAUAUAAAAUUCAUUGUUGGAGAGGAGAGGAAAGUGGUUUACGCUCACCGCUGCAUCUUAGCAUAUCGCUGCGAGGCAUUUAGUGCCAUGUUUGCCGAGCGACUUCUGUCACGUGAUGCCAAAGAAGCCGAAGUUCCGUUUGUUCUAUCAGAUGUGCGGCCAGAUGUCUUCUUGGCUGUGGUUGAGUUUCUCUACACAAACUGUGUGAUGCUGAGCCGCGAUAUAGCUCUGGAUGUACUUACAUCAGCAGUGGAAUAUGGCCUGGACGAGCUUCAAAGGAUGUGCGUGGACUAUAUCAACAGUACCCUGACAGUAGAAUCUGCCUGUGAAGCAUUACAGGCUGCGGUGACAUACAGACAGACUGACAUGAAAGACAAAUGCCUCGCUUUCAUUGAGGCCCACACCAAAAGUAUUGUGAAGACCCGAGGCUUCCAUGAGCUUUCUGAUCCUGCCUUGCUUUCUAUUCUGCAGAGUGACCUGCUCAGUAUUGAUGAACCGGAUUUAAUUAGUUUUGUCAGAGAAUGGGCUCAUGUUAACUCGGUAGUUUUGGACAAACCGGUACCCGAAAUAGCAAAGGACAUUAUCUGUGAACUGCGGCUUUUCCUGUUGAGCCCUGAAGAGCUGACAAUUCUGGAAGCUGAAAACAAGAAAGAUAACCUCAUUCCUAUGGACAAAAUAGCUGAAGUGUGGAAGUUCCAUGCAUUAAAGAAACCAAGUGGAAUUGCAACACAUCUUCCUCGGAGACGGAAAGGCACUCGGCUUCGAGAACAUCACAAGUAUCUCGACCUAUACCACAAAUAGAGGCCUAUGAUGCACAAUGUUAUGUAAAGACUGUACUCUAAUCUUAGAUGAGAAGAAUUCAUCAGUUGCCAUUACUGAACUGAAUCAAACUGAUUUGUCCUGGAAUAUAGUACAAGCCAUUACACUGGGGCUGUAUCCCGACCAGCUUCUACAUUGUAGGAUAAUAAAACCAGGACCUGCAGAUGCUAGAGAUCGGGAACAAACAAAAAUAGAAAUUGCUGGAGAAACUCUGAAUCCUGUGACCUUCGAACUUGAAAUGUUAGCUCUGUUUUCUCUCCAAGAUGCUAUCAGACAUGCCGAGUUUCUAUGGCAAUUUCUGUUUUUGCUUGAUUUUACAGAGCAGUGAGUUGAUUGAAUUACUCUGAAAGCAACUAUAUUGUGCUUUACAUAAGGCCAGUUUCAUAUUCUGAAAUCAGGCUACUAUAUUUUUAUAUAUGUAAAAGCUACAGUUGGGACUGAGUGACUCAGUUGGCAUAUCAUUCAUUCACCACUAGAACCUGGAUUUGAUUCAUUAGAAAAGUCCUAAAUAAAGUUUAAAAAACCAAAAGAAUGCUGGAAAUCAGAAACGAAAACAGAAAUUGCUGGAAAAAAUCAGCAGGUUUGGCAGCACCUGUGGACAGAAGUCAGAGUUAAAAUUUCAGGAACAGUGUCCCUUCCUCAGAAGAGUCUAAAUAAGUAACUAAAUAAAAUUAGCUCAUUGCAGUCUGAACACAUCCAUGAAUUCAUGGCUUAGAAUUCUCCACAAUUCAAUAUUUGGCACUUAAUUCAAUAGGGUGACUCAGACAGGAGAGAGACUUCUCAGCCAGAAGUAUUUUGUUCAAGUCCACUCCAGGAGUUGUUGGCCAAGGAGGGUGAGUUAUAACAUCGCCAAGAGUGGUUGAUUAUCAACUUGCAAGUCACCUCUGGCAGGCAGUAAGUACUGGAGAGUCCCCUGGUCAGCCAUGCUUUAUGUAGAAGGUGUCCCUCAAAUUAUAGUUUUGCAACCUCUUACAGGGUAAACUAACCAUGGAAACAGGCAUAAAUGUAUGCUGAUGUAAAAGCCUUAAGGCGUAAGCUGGGUCCUAUGCAAAGGCAUCAUUAACUGGAACCUGACGCUACUGUUACCACUUAAAACAAGUGAAUUCUGUGCCUUCACACGUGCCCAGCAUCCAGCUUUACAUGGCUUCAAAGAGUUUCCCACCAGCGACCUUUAUCUUGUUCGUUGAAUAGACUGUUAUUGUACCACAAAAGUAGCAUUGAAAUUGUCGUUUGUAAGCCAUGGACGAGCACUUUAUCAUCUGUCUCCCAAGGUUAUUUUGCUUAUAUUUUAAUAUGUUGAUGUUCUUAAUUACUGUUGACGUUGAUGACCAAAAGUAGACAAUUCCUUCCAUACUCAAUUGGACAUCCAUUUUAAUUGAAAUACUGUAUAUUUAGGAUAUAAAUCAAGAACAACAAAGGAAUACGUGAAGACUGGCUGAAAAAAAGCAAGGCCGAGGCCACAAGAGUGCUUUCUUUUAUUCAAAGGCAUAUGAUUUUGUUAAAGUCAUGGCAACGGCAAAGUACGCAGCACCAUGAGGUUUUAAUUCUAAUCCUAUUAUAAUUUUUUUUGGUGUAACUUAUAGGCCUCUAAACAGAGGCUGUGAAAUCUGAGUCCAAAUCAAUGUGUUAUAACUGAGUGCCCCAAAAGCUGGUUAGACAGUAUUUUAUCAAUUUCUCUUAUACAAUAUUUGUAAUCAUUACCGUUACUUCAUGAAAUUUUGUUGUGGGGCCUCACUGAGUAUGUACUGUAUAUCAAAGACAAACAAACAGACUCUGGAGUUAUAUUGACCAGAGAAUGACCAGCACUUUGUAAGUGUGGGAAUGUAACAGAUAUUUUUCUUGUUCAUGUUUGUUGCUUUGUGUAGCAUUUCAGCAGUACCUUGUGUAAAUAGUUAUAGGUCCAGGAACCAAGCAACAGAAGACUGGGUGAAAGAAUCAGACAUUACUUACUCAUUCCAUAGAAGUUGAAUCUUGCGAUAGUCUUAAAGAGAGAAUAAUGCAAGUCUGGCAAUUUGACCAGGCCUGCAUUAGAAGGAGAAUAUCUCAAGGGGAGGGAGAAAAGGGGAACAAAGAUAAAUCAAAGCAAUAAGCAUCCAGUGACCUUUGAACAGAUGGGUUGCUGUGUAAAAUGUUAAAGAACAGCUGACACUGUGACUCAAGGCUAUAUAGAGGGGAACAGAUAAUGGCAUAAGCCAUAUGUCUGAAACUUUUUAACAAAAAUUGGAAGUGUUGGGAAACUGAGCCCUUCAUGCAGCUUUUAUUUGUGUCAACAGGCCUGCUUUUUGGGACGUGUGCCUUGUUGGUGUGACUUUGUUAUGCACCCUUCAGCUCACAAUUAAUGUGUGCUUUAAUUUGCUCUGAUGCAUGCUGCUAGCAGCAUGGCAACGGCAACAAAACAUCUGAAAUGUCAUUGGUAGGCGUAACAGAGCAUCACCUUAGGCAUUGAGAGUUCAGGUUUUAGAAAGAAAUAGCAACAUCGGAAAAGGAAGGGGAAUUACAAUAAGCCACUUAGAGUCCAAUCACAUGGAGAAAGCAAAAUAAUGAAAAAGAAAGGUUGAAUUAAGAGAUACAGGGAAAAGAAACAUAUGAAAAGGAAGAAAAAGAAAAAAAUUAAUCCCUAAGAACAAUUUACCUGCUGACACAAUG